AUGUGCAAGGCUCGCUACGUUCCUUGGCAGUUUACCUUUCAUUUUAUCGCUAUUUAUGCGAAACACACUAGAGCAGACAGAUCCCAGUUAUGGACACAACUUUCAGAUUGUAUAGAUGAUAAUAGACCACUACUUCUGGCAGGAGACUUUAAUGUAAUUUCAAGCAUCUCAGAGCAUAGAGGCAAUGCUCUUCCGGAUGUCAAUUGCAUUUUUGAUUUUUCCAACUUCAUUACCGAUAAUUCGCUUAUUGAUCUGGCUACAAUAGGCAGCUUAUACACAUGGCAUGGCAUCCGUAAUACAGGUGCUGUCUGGAAACGGCUGGAUCGUUUCCUGAUGAAUCCACCUCUAAGAGAUUACUUUACGGAGGUUCGAAUAAAUGUCUUAGCCAGGACGUCUUCAGAUCAUUCCCCGAUCCUCCAAAGCGGGACUAAUAACACUUUGUCAUGCCCAAAACAGUUCCGUUUUCAAACAAUGUGGACUUCCCAUCCAGAUUUCAUCAAUGUUGUUAGACUAAAUUGGAACCAGCAGGCUGAUGGAGGAGGAAUGCGGGCUCUGGCUUUUAAAAUAAAGCGCCUCAAACGUUGCCUCCGAAUUUGGAAUAGAGAUACUUUCGGGAACGUAUUUGAUCGUAUUCGAGUCCUGGAAUCUAGUGUGGCAGAAGCAGAGAACACCUUUGAUGAUGAUCCUUCACCAGGUAGUCGGGAAUCACUUCAUAAACUCCAGGCUGAUCUCCUACAAGCUCUCAAACAGGAGGAAAUGUUUUGGAAGCAAAAGGCUAGAGUGAAAUGGCUAAAAGAGGGAGAUUCCAACACCCGAUUUUUUCACGCUGUGGUUAAGGACAGGCAUCAGAGACAGAGAAUAAGUGCUAUCAAAUCAGGUACGGGGGAGCUGCUCACAACUCAACCGGCUAUUCAGACGGAAGAGGUAUCCUUCUUUUCUGGUUUAUUUUCAGCAGAGGACUGCCCAGGAAUGGAGGCUUUACUUCAGUGCCUACCGGUGGGCGUGCUUGACUCAGAUAAAGCCGCCUUAUCUCUGCCCGUCACGAGAGAAGAGGUUAAAGAGGCAGUCUGGAAACUAGAUCCGGACAGUGCAGCUGGCCCAGAUGGUUUUUCGGGCGCCUUCUUCCGUCAUUGCUGGGACAUUAUUAAAGAUGAUCUUUACAUGGCAACCUUAGACUUCUUUGCUGGUGUACCCGUUCCCCGUGCUAUGGCAAGCGCUCAAAUAGUGUUGAUUCCCAAAAAAUUGAACCUGGACACAUUCGCGGAUUACAGACCAAUAUGCCUUUUCACUUUUGUCAGCAAGGUCUUUACAAGAAUAAUAGCCUCUCGGCUAAGUACAAUCCUACCCAAAAUCAUCUCAAGGGAGCAAGCUGGUUUUUUGCAGGCAGAAGCAUUCAAGAUAAUGUUUUAUUGGCUUUUGAACUGCUACAACAUAUAA
Messenger RNA from Ipomoea nil (Japanese morning glory), 1437 nucleotides. RefSeq lists its product as uncharacterized. Gene Ontology annotation, molecular function: catalytic activity. The coding region runs from base 1 to 1437 and encodes 478 amino acids. The record is from RefSeq and is a predicted model, not a curated record. NCBI's taxonomy places the organism in Eukaryota, Viridiplantae, Streptophyta, Magnoliopsida, Solanales, Convolvulaceae. The transcript has a single exon.